AUGUCCGUCAGCAGCCACGAGAACCGGAAAUCCCGCUCGAGCUCCGGCUCCAUGAACAUCCACCUUUUCCACAAACCGGGCCACGCCGACAGCCUCCUCACCCACCUCAACCUGCUCCGCAAACGGCACCUCUUCACCGACGUGGUGCUGCGGGCGGGGAACCAGGCCUUCCACUGCCACCGCGCCGUCCUGGCCUCCUGCAGCCGCUACUUCGACGCUAUGUUCAGCGGGGGCCUGAAGGAGAGCAGAGACGCCGAAGUCAACUUCCACGACUCCCUCCACCCCGAGGUGCUGGAGCUGCUGCUGGACUACGCCUACUCGGCGCGGGUGCUGAUUAACGAGGAGAACGCAGAGUCCUUGCUGGAGGCCGGGGACAUGUUGCAGUUUCAGGAUAUUCGGGAUGCUUCGGCUGACUUUCUAGAGAAGAAUCUCUACCCUGGGAAUUGUUUGAACAUGCUGCUGCUGUCCGAUGCCCACUGCUGCGAGCGGCUGCUGGAGCUGUCCUGGAGGAUGGCGUUGGCCAACUUCACCUCGCUCUGCAAGACCGAAGACUUCCUCCGCCUGCCCAAAGACAAGCUGCUGGAGCUGGUGGAGAGCGAAGAGCUGGAGGUAGAGGACGAGACGCUGGUCUACGAAGCUGUUAUAGGGUGGAUCCGGUACGAUUUGCCCCGACGCCAUGAAGUUCUGCCAGAGCUGCUGCGCUCCGUCCGCCUGGCCCUUCUGCCCGAGUCCUACCUGCGGAAGCAAGUGGCCUGCGAGAAGCUGGUGACCAGCCACAAGCUGGGGGAGGAGAUCGUGGCCGACGCCGUACGGUGCAAAAUGAAGAUCUUGCAAAACGACGGCCUUGUGACAGGGUGCUGUGCCCGACCCCGCAAGGUCAGCCAGGCCCUGCUGCUCCUCGGCGGCCAGACCUUCAUGUGCGACAAGAUUUAUAUGCUGGAUCAUAAAACCAGCGAGAUCAUUCCUCGUGCCGACAUCCCCAGCCCUCGUAAAGAGUGCAGUGCCUGCGCCAUCGGGUGCAAAGUGUACAUCACCGGCGGCAAAGGCUCUGAGAACGGCGCUUCCAAAGACGUCUGGGUUUACGACACGCUCCACGACGAGUGGGCGAAAGCUGCUCCCAUGCUGGUGGCACGGUUUGGCCACGGCUCCGCUGAGCUGGACAACUGUCUGUACGUGGUGGGGGGUCACACAGCAGUGAGCGGUGCCUUCCCGGCCUCUCCCUCCGUCUCGCUUAAGCAAGUCGAACACUACGACCCGCAGCUGGACAAAUGGUCCUUGGUGGCCCCUCUCCGAGAAGGCGUGAGCAACGCCGCCGUGGUGGGAGCCAAGAUGAAGCUGUUUGUUUUUGGUGGCACCAGCGCCAACCAGGAGAAGCUGCCCAAGGUGCAGUGCUUCGACCCCUGCCAGAACCGCUGGACGGUGCCCACCAGCUGCCCCCAGCCCUGGCGAUACACGGCUGCCGCCGUGGUGGGCAACCACAUCAUUGUCAUCGGAGGGGACACGGAGUUCUCCGCCAGCUCCGCUUACCGCUUCCACAGCGACACCUUCCAGUGGUCCAAAUUUGGGGACGUCACCGCUAAGCGCAUCAGCUGCCGUGCUGUUACGUCGGGUAACAGACUGUACGUGGUGGGGGGCUACUGCGGGGCUCAGCGCUGCAAAACGCUGGACUGUUACGACCCAUCAUCCGACACCUGGAGGAGCGUUACGACAGUGCCUUAUUCCCUCAUCCCCACCGCCUUCGUCAGCACUUGGAAGUACCUGUCUGCCUGAGUCACGGUGUGGCAAAGAACCAGGAAAGUAAAUAGUUGCGGAUCAACCCCAAGCUCCUCUAUAAAACUUUGCGCUGCACAAGGGUUAAACCCUGACGGGCAGAUGCACGUGGAGCUGGAUUGGAGUUGUCCUAGAGAACAGUCUUGUGUGAGCAUCGCUCCAGAAACAUGCUUCCAGGCUGGUAGUUUGGGAUCUAAAACCCUGCAGGAGAGAGAACGUCUCUUUAGGUGCUGAAAUGCUGCGGGGAGAAGAUUGGUAUAAAUAACAAGACACUUAACCUGGCAUCCUAGUCCUUCCACUGAGUCUUGGCCUAUGCAAAGAUUUUGGGGAAUGCUCUCUGCGAGGAGGAUUGGGUGUCGUCCCCGGUACAGAAAGCUCGUCGAGGCGAUGAUUAUGUUAACAGGGAGCCUGUCUGCAGGAGCUGGGAUAGACCGCGCGGUGCCAUGGGGGACUGGCUGCUGCUUUUAGCACAGCCGCCUCCUCCUGGUGCCACGGUUAAUCUGCUAGUGGCACCCAAAUGUCUUGUGGGACGUGAGGGCUGUGAGCUGGUGCCAGAACAAGAUUAUAGCUGGGAUUUAGUCCCAGAAUGGUUGGUAACUGCAUUUGUAAGACAAGCCCUGUCUACAUAUAAACACAGGGUUUCUCCGCUUCUAAUUAUUCUCUGGUGUCCUUUUCGUGCCGUUUCUUUCCUGCUACACAGUGAUUAACUUUUUAAAAAUUUCCACUGGAAUUAAACCUUUCUAAAGGCUCUUGGCAGAAGAGAUGCCAGUGAAUCACAGACCCCUGCAGGUUUUUCUUUUUCUUUCUUUUCCCCUUGCAAGAGCUGUAUUUCCCAAAUGCACUUGUAAUAAAAUAUCCUGCGAUACCUAUGGAAAGUUCCUGGAUGUAGAAGGAAGGGAAGGAAGCAGCCGUCACUCCACGACAGCAGCAGCGCUCGAGGUCUCGAGGCCUGGGGAGCGCUCUCGGGUUUGCUGCACGCUGGUCUCGCAAUACUUCCUUCUGCACUACAGGCGUCGCACCUGAUUUUGCCAGUGUCUCAAUUCACCAAGGUUCCAGACAAGACCUGGGCAGGAGGAGCGCGUCGUCCUACCUAGCAAGUCUGUGACUUGUCCUGGAUGCCAGGCCUAGCGUGGAUCUCAUGAGCAUCUCAUUAGGGCUCACGGCAACACAGCUUCUAGCUUUGAACUGCUUCUGUAAAUCCCCGGCCUUCGGAGCAGGGAGGGGACAAGCACGGGGGACCUCCUCGGGCUGGCAGCUUGGGCUGUCCCUUGAGAUGGCAAAAGGUUUCCAAGUUUUCUCCUACUUGUGUGAUCUCAGAGCAGGAACCAGAGGGGUUUUUUUUUUUACUUCUUUCAUUUAAUAUUUUGGUUUAAGUGAUAUUUACUAAAAGGGGCAAAGGAAGCUCUUCAGUAACGGGCAGCAGGCUCUGGUCUGCGCUGCCGCCUGCUGUGACUUGGAAAGCGGGCAGCACCAGAGGCGGUUGCCUGAAAUGUCUUAACAUGCGACAGCACUUUGCCCACGGGCUGGUUCUGUACCUUUUUUUGUUUGUUUGUUUUAUACAGCAGUUGUGUGUGUUUAUUACUCAGCCUGGAGCUGCCUCAAUAAAUCUGAAUAAAAUCCA
Phalacrocorax carbo (great cormorant) is the source of this 3391-nucleotide messenger RNA. NCBI's taxonomy places the organism in Eukaryota, Metazoa, Chordata, Aves, Suliformes, Phalacrocoracidae. The record is from RefSeq and is a predicted model, not a curated record.